Telopea speciosissima is the source of this 1221-nucleotide messenger RNA. Its product is annotated as F-box protein At5g07610-like. Gene Ontology annotation, molecular function: protein binding. The transcript is spliced from 2 exons. Bases 1 to 1221 code for a protein of 406 amino acids. The record is from RefSeq and is a predicted model, not a curated record. NCBI's taxonomy places the organism in Eukaryota, Viridiplantae, Streptophyta, Magnoliopsida, Proteales, Proteaceae.
AUGAAGGAAGAAGAAGAAGAAGAAGAAGAAGGAGAGUACAGCAGCAACUCACGAUCUUCUUCUUCUUCACCAACAAUAAUAUUACCUGGUGAAAUCCUGUAUGAGAUACUAACUCGUGUGGCUCUCGAUGAUCUUCUUCGGCGAUGCAAAUGGGUUUGUAGAGAUUGGAAUGCUCUCACAUAUGACUCCACAUUCAGACGCCUCCAUUGUCAGAGGACACAAUCAGUUUCUGGCUAUUUCAUUCAAUAUGCUACUGAGAAGAGAUUUCACACCAGCUUUGUCAGCUCCAUUAAUGCAUCCUCUCUGCUGCCGCCAUCGCCAUCACCAUCACCAUCACCAUCACCAUCAUCGAUCUCUCUUAAAUUUAUACCAGGGAUAAACCGUAGGAUAUGUACCUCUUCUUAUCACGCACAAGGUCUGGUUUGCUGCAUGAGUAAAAGCGAUCACAAGCCGGGCCCAAAGAGGUUCUACGUGUGCAAGCCAGCGACGAGGCAAUGGACAGAAAUUCCAAAUCCUAUGAAUGGUUAUUACCCAGAGACAAUGGGGUUAGUGGUAGUGAAAUCAAAUCCGUUGCAUUACAAGAUUGUUCGAUUCUCAUCCCGUUGUGGAUGUGAGAUAUUUGAUUCCAAGAACUGGGCAUGGAGGACGCAUUGGGAAUUUCCGAGGUUAUCUUAUUUGAAACGGGAGGUUUUUUUGCAUGGUUCUUUUCACUGGUUAACGACCUCUUUUGGUAACGAAAAACAAAUAUUUGCUUUCGAUCUUUAUAAAGAGAAUUGUAGGUUUAUCAUGUUGCCUCCUCAAUCCCAAGAGGAAGAAGUAGAAGCUAUGAAUUUUGACAAUUUCUUAGUGAAUUGUGAUGGGCAUCUUGGGAUGAUAUACACUCCAAAACUUAAGGAGACGGCUGAAUCUUGGUCAUGGAUUGAGGUGUGGGUGAUGGAAGAUUACUUGAAAUCAGAGACGACAUGGAAAAAGAAAUACACGUUGAGCUUGGAACCACUAAACCGGAUUGUGGGACGCCAGUAUUUUAUAUUGGCAAUGGACACUAUGGAUAGUAUUUUGGUGACGAAUUUUGACAAGUUGAUUUGGUACAAUUGCAGCACUGGAGUUCCAACCCAUGUGAUAAACCUUGAAGAUCCAAUUAUUGCUUUAGAGACUCGUAUUCAUCCAUUUAUUUCCGAUGAUGUACCUUGUAAUCUUGGACUGCCAACAGGUCAGGCCUAA